UGGGCAGAGGGGCGGGGGUUGGGAAGAUGGCGGCUCCCAGCCUCCUCAACUGGAGGCGGGUUUCCUCCUUCACGGGGCCGGUACCCCGCGCCCGGCACGGACACCGAGCCGUGGCCAUCCGGGAGCUGAUGAUCAUCUUUGGCGGGGGCAAUGAGGGCAUCGCGGACGAGCUGCACGUCUACAACACCGUUACAAAUCAGUGGUUCCUACCAGCUGUUAGAGGAGACAUCCCUCCAGGCUGUGCUGCCCAUGGAUUUGUCUGUGAUGGUACCAGAAUAUUAGUAUUUGGGGGAAUGGUUGAAUAUGGAAGAUACAGCAAUGAGUUAUAUGAGUUACAAGCAAGUCGAUGGUUAUGGAAAAAAGUGAAACCCCACCCCCCUUCUUCUGGUUUACCUCCUUGUCCUCGGCUUGGACAUAGUUUUUCUUUAUAUGGUAACAAAUGCUAUUUGUUUGGUGGUCUGGCAAAUGAAAGUGAAGAUUCAAACAAUAAUGUUCCCAGAUAUUUAAAUGAUUUCUAUGAGUUGGAGCUGCAGCAUGGUUCUGGUGUUGUGGGAUGGAGCAUUCCAGUCACUAAAGGGAUAGUGCCUUCUCCAAGAGAAUCCCACACAGCUGUUAUAUAUUGCAAAAAAGAUUCUGGAAGUCCUAAAAUGUAUGUUUUUGGUGGAAUGUGUGGUGCUCGCCUGGAUGACCUGUGGCAGCUUGACUUAGAAACUAUGUCAUGGUCAAAACCAGAAACUAAAGGGACAGUUCCACUUCCACGAAGCCUUCACACGGCCAGUGUUAUAGGAAAUAAAAUGUACAUUUUUGGUGGAUGGGUUCCACAUAAGGGGGAAAAUAUUGAGACUUCACCUCAUGAUUGUGAAUGGAGAUGUACCAGUUCAUUUUCUUACCUAAAUCUAGAUACAGCAGAGUGGACCACUCUAGUAUCAGAUUCUCAGGAAGAUAAAAAAAAUUCAAGACCAAGACCAAGAGCUGGACACUGUGCCGUAGCAAUUGGCACUCGAUUAUAUUUUUGGAGUGGAAGAGAUGGCUACAAAAAAGCACUGAAUAGUCAAGUUUGCUGCAAGGAUCUUUGGUAUCUUGAUACUGAGAAACCACCAGCACCAUCACAAGUACAGUUGAUCAAAGCUACUACCAACUCUUUCCAUGUCAAGUGGGAUGAAGUACCUACCGUUGAAGGCUAUCUUUUGCAGCUUAAUACAGACUUGCCUUACCAAGCUGCACCGUCAGAUUCUUCAGCAGCAUUAAAUAUGCCAGGAGGCAGAGUGGACCCUCACAGACAAGGCAGUAAUAGCAUCCUUCCGAACAGUAUCAGUGACACAGUAAACAGUACAAAAGUGGAACAUUCAGCCAUGAGAGGAACUGCAAUGAAAAACAAACAAGAUUUCAAAGCAACAGAUUCUAAUGCCAUUUUAUAUUCUUCUUUGGCAUCUAAUGCUUCUAAUCAUAAUAGUUGUAUGGUGGAUAUGCUAAGGAAAAAUGAAGGUCCUCACACUUCAGCAAAUGUAGGUGUACUAAGUAGUUGCCUGGACUUAAGAACAGUAACCCCUGAAACUUCGGUGUCCAGUACUGUUUCCAGCGCACAAACUAUGGUAACCCAGCAGACCAUUAAAACUGAAUCAUCCAGUACAAAUGGGGCAGUUGUUAAAGAUGAAACUUCACUAACAACAUUCAGUACCAAAUCUGAAGUUGAUGAAACAUGUGCUCUGCCUGCAACUAAGAUUAGCCGAGUAGAGAUGCAUGCUGUACCCAUGCCAUUUGCUAAAGAGUCUCCUUCAAAUCCAGUGGCUACAGUGAAAGCAGGAGAACGACAGUGGUGUGAUGUGGGAAUUUUUAAAAAUAAUACAGCUUUGGUGAACCAGUUUUAUUUGCUGCCAAAAGGGAAGCAAAACAUCUCCAAGGUAGGAAAUGCAGAUGUACCUGACUACAGUUUACUUAAGAAACAAGAUCUUGUUCCGGGCACUGGGUACAGGUUUAGGGUUGCUGCAAUCAAUGGUUGUGGAAUAGGCCCUUUCAGCAAAAUCAGUGAAUUUAAAACUUGUAUUCCUGGUUUUCCUGGAGCCCCUUCAGCAGUCAGAAUUUCAAAGAAUGUUGAAGGUAUCCACCUUUCCUGGGAGCCUCCAACUUCACCUUCUGGAAAUAUUUUGGAAUAUUCAGCCUACUUGGCUAUCCGCACAGCACAGAUCCAAGAUAAUCCAAGCCAGCUUGUGUUCAUGAGGAUUUAUUGUGGUCUUAAAACAUCAUGUAUAGUAACUGCUGGGCAACUUGCAAAUGCACAUAUUGAUUAUACAUCCAGGCCUGCCAUUGUGUUCAGGAUAUCAGCAAAGAAUGAAAAGGGAUAUGGACCAGCUACACAAGUUCGAUGGCUUCAAGCUGGGGAUCCUCGCCCCAUUCACACUUCCCUAGAAAGCCCAGCAGGACCAAGCCAUUCGGCCCUCACAGACUCCGGAGUCCAGCUGCAGGCCUGUGUGCACGGGGCCACCUUCAAGAAGUCCAGGUGCCAACACUGUACUGAGGCUUGUGAGGACAGUCUUCAACAGCAACUGAAAAUGAAUGGCUCUGAGGAUCUUCCCGAAUCCUAUGACUUCGACCUUAUCAUCAUUGGAGGUGGCUCAGGAGGACUGGCUGCUGCCAAGGAGGCAGCCAAAUAUGACAAGAAGGUUAUGGUCUUGGAUUUUGUCACUCCAACCCCUCUUGGAACUAGAUGGGGUCUUGGAGGAACGUGUGUGAAUGUGGGUUGCAUACCUAAAAAACUAAUGCACCAAGCAGCUUUGUUAGGACAAGCCCUGAAAGACUCUCGCAACUAUGGCUGGAACUUUGAGGACAAUGUUAAACAUGACUGGGAAAAAAUGACAGAAGCUGUACAGAAUCACAUUGGCUCUCUGAACUGGGGCUACCGUGUAGCUCUACGGGAGAAAAAGGUGGUCUAUGAGAACGCUUUUGGGCAAUUUAUCGGACCUCAUAGGAUUAAGGCAACAAAUAACAAAGGCAAAGAAAAAUUUUAUUCAGCAGAGCGAUUUCUCAUUGCCACUGGUGAAAGGCCACGUUACUUGGGCAUCCCCGGGGACAAGGAGUACUGCAUCAGCAGUGAUGAUCUAUUUUCCUUACCUUACUGCCCGGGUAAGACCCUGGUGGUUGGAGCAUCCUAUGUCGCUUUGGAAUGUGCUGGAUUUCUUGCUGGUAUUGGUUUGGAUGUCACUGUUAUGGUGCGGUCCAUUCUCCUGAGAGGAUUUGACCAGGACAUGGCCAAUAAAAUUGGUGAACACAUGGAAGAACAUGGUAUCAAGUUUAUAAAGCAGUUUGUACCAAUUAAAAUUGAACAAAUUGAAGCAGGGACACCAGGCCGACUCAGGGUGACAGCUCAGUCCACCAAUAGUGAGGAAAUCAUUGAAGGAGAGUAUAACACGGUACUGCUGGCAAUAGGAAGAGAUUCUUGUACAAGAAAUAUUGGCUUAGAAACUGUGGGGGUGAAGAUAAAUGAAAAAUCUGGCAAAAUACCUGUUACGGAUGAAGAACAGACCAAUGUGCCUUACAUCUAUGCCAUUGGUGAUAUAUUGGAGGGAAAGCUGGAACUUACCCCAGUGGCCAUCCAGGCAGGAAGAUUGCUGGCCCAGAGGCUUUAUGCUGGCUCCACUGUCAAGUGUGACUAUGAAAAUGUUCCAACAACCGUAUUUACUCCUUUGGAAUAUGGUGCUUGCGGCCUUUCAGAAGAGAAGGCUGUAGAGAAAUUUGGGGAGGAGAAUAUUGAGGUUUACCAUAGUUUCUUUUGGCCACUGGAAUGGACAGUUCCAUCAAGAGAUAACAACAAAUGUUAUGCAAAAAUAGUCUGUAAUCUGAAAGACAAUGAACGUGUUGUGGGCUUUCAUGUACUGGGCCCAAAUGCUGGAGAAGUCACGCAGGGCUUCGCAGCUGCGCUCAAGUGUGGACUGACCAAGAGGCAGCUGGACAGCACGAUUGGAAUCCACCCCGUCUGUGCAGAGGUGUUCACAACGCUGUCGGUGACCAAACGCUCUGGGGGCGACAUCCUUCAGGCUGGCUGCUGAGGUUAAGCUCCCAGUGUGGACGCGCCUGCCAGGACUCCAAGCCACUGACUUGUUUCCUUGCCCAAAUCCAAGGCAGUUUUCAGAAAGCUUCUUGGGCUCUUGGCACCUAUUCAAGGUGCUGUGCUCACCAUCACCCAAGGCCCCUUGGACCUCAGGGGUAGGAGGCGGUGAGUGGAGGCAGGCAGCGUCACACUGGGGCCACCAUCACAGACUCGAAACUGAACUGGCAGUGCAUCGGAGUGAUGCGUCCAUGAAGUCACCAGCCUCAAGCCCGAGUGGUGGGCGGUGAUGGAACAGCUGUCAGAUGAGUUCAACGUUGCCUUUACUGCGUGGUUUUCUUACACAUUCUCAGCUGUCUAGCAUUGAUCAUAUGUUUUUUUUCUCCAUAGGAUUAAUGAUACUAGAGAUGAAAAAUAUUAGCUAUCAGUUUUUGUCCAAAGCAAGCCCUGACUAGAAUAUCCACAGUGUCCUGCUGCCUGAAAGGGGUGAGCUGGCUCGCUUGGAAACUACAUAGGUUUGUCCCAUGGAAGAGAACGUCCCUAUGACCAAGAUGUGUCUGUCUGAAUGCCAAACUGGCUUGUUGAGCUGUGUCUCCUUUAAACACGUACAGCUGUGACCGCCCCUUCCCAGAUUGGCUCUCAUGGGCUACGUCACUGUUAAGUUCUGUGCAGGAAGAGGAAUGGCCCACUUGAAGGAAUGCUGCACUGUGUGGAACUGGGUGGUGGUUCCCACCAUGGUCCUUGGGGGCGGUCGCACGCCCUGCAGAGAACAGUCACUGUCUUCCUUGCUUUUGCUUGUGUGUGUUGGUCUAAGUGAGCUGAGGCCAUUUGCAAGGAAAAGGCUUCACUUGCUUAAAACUGUCUGGUGGGUUUAGCUUUUAGCUAAAAACACAAAACCCCACAGCUGUUUGUUGAGUGUGCGCGUAUCUGUCCCUUUGGAAGAACUACAUUCACAGGAAAGUAGGUCUUUCCACACUUUGGAUUUAAGUCUGUGAUAAUUGAUUUUUUAAGGAAGUUGUUAAAAACAUAAGUUAUUUAAUUUUUGAACACAGGUGGAUGUGAAGGAUUUCAUUUAAAAACCAUGUGAUUUUGAUUUGUGUUGUGAACUGAACCUGGCGAGUCCUGGGAGUUGCCGGCUCUGUGCUGCGGCUGAGCGGCACUUCUCCACAGUGGGCGGAGGACGUGUGCUGGGGACAUCAAGGCUCCUGCCGGCGGUUCUUGCAGCUCCCGUUGCAUCCCCUCGGAGCCCUGCCUGUCCUUCUUACCUGUAGCACUGAGUGGUUGCUUCACGCACAUUUCUGGCCACCUCAGGGAACCCCUGUGUCUGCCUGGCAUCUGGUCAGCAGAACACUGGGCCCUGGCCCUGCCUCGUGCCUCUGUAUGAAGAAAAUGGGGAGGCAGCAGGGGGAGGGGAGCCGAGGUGUGUGUUCAAUUUUAUUUAUUUACAUUUUUAAAUCCCCCCCAAGGCUGCCAACCCGAGAUGAAGGAGCAGGCAGGUGAGGUGAGGGCACCUAAUCAUGUUGAUUCUUCCAGGGGAACGGAGCGCUCCGCCCCGCGAGGAUACAUUUCAUAGACUUGUUUAGAUUGAGUUCAUGGCCCAAAGUACUGUGACUCACUGAAUUCCAUGUAUUUGUGUUACAAAUCUUCUGGGAAAAAAAAAAACAAUGUGAAACAUUAAAAGGUGUUAAUGACCCACUCGUCUUGUUGAGUGAUGGCCUUGGGACUGUGGGGCACACCUCUCUGGCUCUGUGUUGAAGACGGUUAGGAACGAGCUGCUGAGCAGAAGCCCCGGCAAGGCCAGCCGUGAGCCGCAGUUCUCCACUGGUGAUGGCACUGGUGACUGCCAGUUCCCUUGGUCCACUUGUCCCGAUCUGACCCACCAGCCUUGGUCUUGAGGGAGACGAAGCUGCCCCACCCGCCGAGGCCCACUCUGCUAUCCCAGUGCCUUGGACUCCAGGACUGCGACGCUCACUUGCCCCUCACAUAGUGCCAGGAGGUGGCGUGUGACCUUUGCCUCCUUUCUGGACUGAGCAGAUACCUAUUUGGGGUAUAAAUAGACUCGUCACCAUUCCCCAGCCCCUGGCAGUGCCCAGGCAUGUAAGUAUUCAAUAAAGUUUACAAAGCUG
Messenger RNA from Marmota monax (woodchuck), 6168 nucleotides. It is a transcript of the gene Txnrd1, whose product is annotated as thioredoxin reductase 1. Gene Ontology annotation, molecular function: thioredoxin-disulfide reductase (NADPH) activity; protein binding; flavin adenine dinucleotide binding. Gene Ontology annotation, cellular component: cytosol; histone methyltransferase complex; mitochondrion. The record is from RefSeq and is a predicted model, not a curated record. Gene Ontology annotation, biological process: chromatin remodeling; glutathione metabolic process; cell redox homeostasis. The transcript is spliced from 29 exons. The coding region runs from base 27 to 4043 and encodes 1338 amino acids. Lineage: Eukaryota; Metazoa; Chordata; Mammalia; Rodentia; Sciuridae.